This is a messenger RNA of Carya illinoinensis, 1873 nucleotides long. RefSeq names its product BTB/POZ domain-containing protein At3g49900. The record is from RefSeq and is a predicted model, not a curated record. Bases 185 to 1666 code for a protein of 493 amino acids. The transcript is spliced from 4 exons. Lineage: Eukaryota; Viridiplantae; Streptophyta; Magnoliopsida; Fagales; Juglandaceae. Gene Ontology annotation, molecular function: protein binding.
AUCCAUAACCCAGCACGGAAUUUCCCACCUUCCCCCAAACCCUAAUGCUCCUCAUAGCUAGGCCAGCGUAGCAGAAGCAUUAUUCAAAUUAGUUUUUGAAUAGAGUAAACUCUUCUGCUAUAGUCUCAUCUCUCUGAUGAAUUAGGAGCUGCUGGGCCUGGAAAAGCUAUCUAAGAUUAAAGCAAUGAGGCCUUGGAAACAGCUAGGUAUUGUGAAAACGAUAGAUGAAGAAAAAGAAUAUGGAUUCUCCUCCUCCUCCCCUUCUCUUUCUCCUACUGAUCUGUCCUCUCCUCCUACUCCUGAUCUCCAUACCAGAGUACAGGCAUGGUCCUUGGCAAGGGGACAGAAGACAGACAUCUUGGUUCGUGUUCAUGGAAGGUGCUUCCAUCUGCACAAGGAUGCCCUGACAACAAGAAGCACCUACUUUAAUCGAGAAAUAACGGAAAUCUCGGACUUCACACUCUCUCCAGUACCGCUCAACAUAACGCCCGAAACCUUCUCUCUUGUAGCAGACUUCUGUUACGGGAGCCACAUCGUCCUAACACCGUUCAACAUCGCUGCUCUCAGAACAGCAGCCGAGCUACUGGAAAUGGCGGAUACCAAUGGUGAUGGCGAGGAGGAGAACCUCAUGCAGAUAACGGAGGCAUACUUCCGUCGGAUUAUCAACGUUAACCGAGAGUACGCGUCCAUAGUUUUUCGGUCGUGCCUGCCUCUGCUUCCGGAGGCGGAAAGGACGGCGUAUCUGGGGAGCAGGUGUGUUGAAGCCUUGAGUAGUUCAGUAGUGGAGGGUGGUGGCGGCGACGGCGUCAAUGUGCCUUGUUUCGACGACGUCAUAUCGAUGUCACCCGAGGAUUUUCUAAUAGUGGCGAAGUCCAUGCACCGUCGGUUAACGAGCCAUGACGUGCUUUACAGGACGGUUGAUCUUUACUUCAAGGGAUACAGUGGCAAGAUUUCGGAUGACCUGCAAGCCCAAAUAUGCAACUCCAUUGAUUGUAACAAGCUCUCACCCCAACUCCUCUUAGAGGCAGUGCAAAACCCUAUAAUGCCACUUAGAUUCAUAGUCCGAGCCAUGUUGAUGGAGCAGCUCAACACCCGGCGCUCCAUUUUGAUCUCCAGCACUGCCGCGGACCACAUCCAACCUUGCAGGCAACGGACCAGGAGCAGCAGCAAAGACGACGGCCCCAUAACCCUCGGAGCGAUUCUUCAGCGUGAGGCGGCGCUUCGCCAGGCAGCCCAUCUUAAGGCCGCAAUGGAUGCCACGAGCUCUCGCAUACAGAGCCUGGAGAAAGAGCUAAACGUCAUGAAGAAGCUCUUGAAUGAGCCUGAAAUAUUGCAGAGAAGCAUUUUAAUGGGGUCAGGUCGGUCUUCGAGUUUCCACUAUGGUUCGGAGAAUAAGAUAGAAAGAGGUGAUAGAGGAUCUGCUUCUUCGGCCAGCUUACGGUGCCAUGUGAGAUCAGGAGAAAAAGCAGUAGGAGGGUCUUCAUCCUGGGAUAAGGGCUCUUGUAAUAAUGUUGGGUCGACACCAAAGAAUAUUCGGAGGAGGCUGAUAAAUGGAUUAAAGAGUGCGUUCUGGAUAUCGAAAUCACCAUCAACGAAUGGGAUUGAGAGUAGAAAAUCAAGCAUGAGCAGAUCAAUGGAUCGAAAGGGGUCAGGAGAUCAUGGCUAAUAGGCAAGGAUAUAUUAUCCAUCCUUACAAGUAGAUCGAGAGAAUUGUUUUUAAUUACGUACGUACGUGCUUUCUCUCCUUUAGUUAUUUUCUAGGUUGGAUGUUUAAUUAAUUUGAUACCUGUUUGUAGGAUCUUAUUGCACUUGUUGUCUCUGCUUUGUGUACAUAAAUGGAAUUGGGAAAUUCUAUGGUGAUUUAAUUUGGUUU